GAAUCAAUUAUUAGCUUUAUAUACAAAUUGAUAUUGAUAAUAUAAAAAAUUAUGAUAUAUACUUUGUUUUCUUUUUUUUAUCUUUGAUAUCAAAUAAUAAUGUAUAUUUCUUACACAACAUAUGAUUUCUGUAAAUGAAACAUAAUUCUCAUUGAAAAAUAAGUGAGAAUUCAUUUGUGUUAAUAUGUAUUCUAGCAGAUAUUAGAGCCAUAGCCACCGUAAAUUUCACUUCUUCCUCUUUUUCACCUGAUAAAAAAAGGUUCAAUUUGGGACGGUUAUUUCUUUUUUGGUCUGUAGUUUCAAACCAACUAGCUGGGUUGGUUUACAUUUUUUGAGAUUUAAGUUACAAAAUAGUUUUUUUGAAGUUAAAGAAGGGCAAACAUGUCCAAAACAUGUCCAAAAGAUUUUUUAAAAAACAAUCCAUCUCGAGAAAUGUAGCCGAGUUAAGAACAGUUUCUACCUACUGAAAGCAAGCAAACUGUGUAGGUAGCAGGUUAGCACCACGUUCCGAACGGCGAACCAAAGACAAAAAUCUCGGCGACUCAGAUCCCAAACAGCAGUUUCUCCCUCAAGAUGGAAGUCUAGUCCCUCAAACAAGCUAAGAUGAGGUCUGCUUCUCUUCUACUGAGUCCACUUAUUCUCACUCUAUUCUUCACUUGUUCUGCAGCCAUGUCAUCAGUGACGACGACCACAAUAACUCUAAAACGACAGCCUGGUUUUCUCUACUCUAGAAGCAGAGAAAGAUGCACUCCCCAGUUCUGGAGCAGCAAGAGGGAGGCAUGGCCAAGGAUGGUCCCACAGACAUCGACGGUAUUGAACGUGUUCGGGUCGGGAGCGUUUGAACGGUACAGAUCUGAUAUGACAUUGUUGGAAUCAACAGCUAUGAAUGAAGAUGCGAACGUGUUCAAUAAGUUGCUGAAGCAGGCGAGUGCUGCCUUGCUCAACUCGUAUGCUAGGAAAGGUUUUCCUUACUCAGCUUGGGAAGUGAAGACUCUGAUGAUUCAGGGGUUAGUCUCGGAAGAUGCCGCAGCUCGCCUAACCAAACGGUUUUCCAUUGCCAAUGAUGCUUGUAUUUAGUAGUAUUUGGCACUACUAGUUGAUGAGGCCAUAGUGGAAACUAGUUUCAUGCUUUUUUUUUUCUUAGAGAAAUAUGUUGAGGAUUAGUUUUCUUCUAUAAUAACAUUUGUUGUACAAUGUUUUGUUUUGUGGACAAAUUCUGCAUUGAAUAUUUUCAGGAAGGUGAUCAAGAUUUGUAGUGUACGUGAUUAAUUAUGAAGAAUAGACA
Durio zibethinus is the source of this 1285-nucleotide messenger RNA. RefSeq lists its product as uncharacterized. The record is from RefSeq and is a predicted model, not a curated record. Lineage: Eukaryota; Viridiplantae; Streptophyta; Magnoliopsida; Malvales; Malvaceae.